This is a messenger RNA of Lampris incognitus (smalleye Pacific opah), 2618 nucleotides long. RefSeq names its product CDP-diacylglycerol--glycerol-3-phosphate 3-phosphatidyltransferase, mitochondrial. NCBI's taxonomy places the organism in Eukaryota, Metazoa, Chordata, Actinopteri, Lampriformes, Lampridae. Bases 165 to 1862 code for a protein of 565 amino acids. Gene Ontology annotation, cellular component: mitochondrion. Gene Ontology annotation, molecular function: CDP-diacylglycerol-glycerol-3-phosphate 3-phosphatidyltransferase activity. Gene Ontology annotation, biological process: cardiolipin biosynthetic process. The record is from RefSeq and is a predicted model, not a curated record. The transcript has 11 exons.
UUUGCCUCGUGUAGCAUUUAAAAAAAAAUAUGAUUAUUCGCACGUCUAUUAGGCUUGAUACUCCGGAGGAGCGGUCGCCGCCGGACACCGUGUUUUACAUGCGGUCACUGUGAAUUUGUCCUCUUCAUGUGUGAAUAAAGUUUAUUCAAACUCCGACCGCAGCAAUGGCGGCUCCCGUGUCGUGGAGGAGGCUGGUACACUCCGUGUACACACCGGCCUUAGCCGGGGUCUUCACCCGGAUAUCUGACAGGUUAUUUCGCACACGAGACAGAAGAAGAGGGUCCUCAGUGCUGCUGCUGGCCCCUCUCCUGGCAGAAGCUGACCCUGCCCCCCGACGUGUCUGCAAGCCCACCGGUUUGGCUGGAGCUCAGGGCACAGAUGGCCUCCACGCCCGCUUCCAGUGGAUGUCGGAGCACGUGCCCGCCUUCAGGGUACCAGGUGCUCACAUUCACAUUCUCACCUCCCCCGACCAGUUCUACCAAGUGAUGAAGGCACACAUCAAAACCGCUAGGAGGCGAGUGGUGAUGGCCUCGCUGUAUCUGGGAACAGGCCCACUGGAGCAGGAUCUGGUGGACUGUAUGGAGGAAGCUCUGGAGCGCUCACAAGAAGAUAGCGAUGCACCGGACCUGAAAGUCUCUAUCCUGCUGGACUAUACACGUGGCUCGCGAGGUCAGAUCAACUCAAGGACCAUGCUGUUGCCCUUACUGCAGCGCUUUACAUCUCAGAUGCGAGUGUCCUUGUACCACACUCCAGACCUUAGGGGCUUACUGCGUCUGUUGGUUCCUCAGCGCUUCAACGAGACCAUUGGCGUCCAGCACAUCAAAGUUUACCUGUUUGACGACAGCCUCAUCAUUAGCGGGGCAAACCUGAGUGACUCCUACUUCACCAACAGACAGGACCGCUAUGUACUGCUGGAGAAUUGCGGGGAGGUGGCAGACUUCUUCUCUGAGCUAGUGGGGGCUGUGGGGGACGUCUCCCUGCAGCUUCAGCCUGAUGACUCAGUCAACAUGCUGGAGGGCAUGGUGCACCCUUAUAAAGUUUGCACGUGUUCACAUGUCAGCGCACACUCACACAUGGACCUCUCUCGUCACAAACCAGGCAACAGGGAUGACUUCUCUGCCUCGGCUAGGAGGCGGAUAAUGGAGGUGGUUGACACAGCCCGCACACGGCAACAGCUGUUGAACCAAUCAGAGGACUCCGGGGACGAGGACGUGGGAGAGAGGGUGGAGGAAGACACAUGGGUGUUCCCUCUGGUCCAGAUGAAGCCUCUGGGAAUCCAGGUGGAUGAGCAGGUCACUCAGCGUUUGCUGACAGAUGCAGGUCCGGACGCCACUGUGUUCCUGACUUCGGGGUACUUCAACCUGACGCGGGCAUACAUGGGGCUGGUGCUCGGAGCCGGAGCCGACUACCGGAUCCUCACUGCCUCCCCGGAGGUCAAUGGUUUCUUCGGGGCCAAGGGCGUCGCCGGAGCGAUCCCCGCCGCAUACAUUCACAUAGCCAGACAGUUCUACAGUAAAGUCUGUCAGCUGGGCCAGCAGGAGCGAGUGCACCUCCACGAGUACCACAGGCCACAGUGGACCUUCCAUGCUAAGGGUCUGUGGUAUUACCUCCAAGGGCAGGAUCGGCCUUGCCUCACUCUAAUUGGCUCUCCUAACUUUGGUUACCGCUCAGUUCACCGUGACCUGGAGGCACAAAUUGCCAUAGUAACCCAAAACCAAGAACUGCAGGCCCAGCUGCAGGAGGAGCAAGAAAUGUUGUACAAGAGAUCUACAGAGGUGUCGAGCUCUACGUUCGAGCGGCCGGACCGCCACGUCAAGCUGUGGGUCAAACUGGUCACUCCUCUCAUCAAAAACUUCUUCUGAGAAGUGGUCAGGAGGCAGACUGCGGCAAGCACCCACUUGGUGGGACUCUCUUUGGUCUUGAGGUUGAAGGUCCAAACGAAAGUGGAUCCUCUUUCACGGGUCUUAUACACGGGACAUUCAUACACAUCUGUGGUCUUCAGGCGGUCUGCAGGCACCGCUUUGACAAAGAUCACUGGCAUCCUGGGUGUCAGCUCUUUCAGCCGCGCUGGAGCUAUUAACCCCGCCUGUGUGUCCCAGCGAGCCCCUUCACACACACACAUUUAUACAGCAGAAGAUACCUCGAUGAUUUAAAUAGAGAAUCUUCACGAUUAACUUAUAAACCUGUAACUUUUCAUCCCUGCCUUGAGCUUUUCUGUUUUCUGUAUCUUUUUCAGACCACAACGUUUAUAAAUAUCUGACUUCAUGGAACUGUUGAUUUCUGUGUUUGUAGUUUUGACCAUACACAUACAUUAAGAGGCAUUUCUUAAUUCAUUAUGUUCACUUGUAUAUUUUGGCAUGUAAAGGACUGGAAUAGGACCAUUUUUUUUACAUCGCUAGGUCCCUCUCAAUGAGUCAUAUCUUAAUCGGUGUGAUGGCAAACAGACUAAUGUGGCAAAGUAAAUAAUAAUAUAGUUCUGGGCAGCUCUUAUUAUGUAUGUUUACUGCUCUUACUACCAACAUACAGACAUCCCAGUCACUGUACAUUGUUUAUGUACGGUUAUCUUUGUAAAAUACAGGAUGAUGCAAUGGGUUUUUAAAAUGACAUUAAAAGUGUGA